This is a messenger RNA of Armigeres subalbatus, 8187 nucleotides long. RefSeq names its product small subunit processome component 20 homolog. Gene Ontology annotation, cellular component: 90S preribosome; nucleolus; small-subunit processome. The coding region runs from base 113 to 8119 and encodes 2668 amino acids. The transcript has 9 exons. The record is from RefSeq and is a predicted model, not a curated record. NCBI's taxonomy places the organism in Eukaryota, Metazoa, Arthropoda, Insecta, Diptera, Culicidae.
AGCGUUUUGUUCAUCAGUGGCUCGUUUUGUGUGUGAUCACGAGAAGUUCUGUGGGAUCAAGAACUGUUGUCGUUAGUAUUCAGUGGUAUUCUUUAAUAUUUUUUAGUGAAAAAUGAAGAAUCGUCCAGUUAAGCAUAAAACUAAAAAUGCUUUUCAGUUCAAAACGUUCCAUGAUCGCAUUGCUGAAGUGGACGUACGUCGAUCGGCACUUUACUACGUUGAGCAUGAAUAUGAGGAAUUGGACGAGAACCAGUCCUUCUUUCAGCAAACAAUACAGAAAUGGAGCGCUCUUAAUCUCUCCGAUGAGUAUCAGAAAUUCCAAGCUCCACUACGGGGAAUCGUUACGCUUCCACAAUUAUUACACAAAAGAGAAUUUGUGGUUGGACAUUUGUUAAGCAGUCUUGAUAAUGCCACGGAAUUAUCGUUGCAAGCUCUACUGGAGUUUGUGGUUGUCCUCGCAAGGGAUCUACGAGAGGAUUUUUGUCCAUAUUUUGAGCCAAUAUUCGACAAACUACUUAACUUCUUAGACACGAAGGAUCCCCAUCUCCUCGAAUGGACCUUGUUGUGUUUGGCGUUUCUGUUUAAAAUUAUGCGGAGCUAUCUGCGCAAAAGGCUAGAUCUCAUUUUCGAACGCAUUGUAAUGAUGUUGGACGAUGCGAAACCGCUUCAUAUCAACAACUUCGCCGCAGAAUGCUUCAGCUUUCUUGCCCGCGAUAUCAAGAACAAGCAAGAAAUGGUUUUUAUGGUAACUAACGCUGUAAAAAAUAAUCCUUCUGCGACUACCGGGUGUGGCCGACUAUUGUUCGAAGUUAUGCGAGGCGUCAAUCAACAACUUCAUAGUUGUGCAGAUGAUUUUUGGAAACUUCUUUUUAACUUGCUUAACAGUGUUGAUUCCGGAUUCGAGUCAGAAGUUUUAUUUAAUAUUCUGGUUCAAACCGUUUCUGAUAUGCUGCAAUGCGUUGCUAGUACAAACUUGGCACCCUUUUGGGUCGCUAUUUUUAAAGCUGUUGAAAAUUGUCUGCCCGAUGACGUCGAAAUGGUAAACGAACCAAGUCUGCAUUACAUCAUACAGCUAAUAGGAGUAGCUGUGGAACAUCAACAUGGAAAGUAUGUGAACAACACUACUGAGCUGAUACGUCUUUUAGUGAAGACAGUUAAUCGUAGCGAUUCUGAGAGGAUACUCACUAACGUUACGAAGAUUGCCACCAUCAUGAUGCUUUCGAGGAACCUAAAUAUUACACAGCUGGAUGCCAGCCGUCUAUCAAAGAACAUAAUGGCCAUUGGACCACGAUCACGAGGAGUUUUUGAAGAAUUCGUUCUAGGAGUGGUAGAUUAUUCCAUGUUUGAGAUUCUCAUUAUGCCAGAUUAUAUGAAAUUUUUUGAAAAGAACUGCGAUACGCAAAGCAUCCGACUACUAACGCGAAUAGUGAUGAAAAAGUCGCCGCUUUGCAAAAGCGGAAUCAAUCUACAUCAAUGGAAACAGUUUCCAGUUAGAUUUAAAAUCGAAAACACGAAGCAGCAAAUUAUGGCUUUAUUGAAGGGUGGAUUGAACAAAAAUCAUCGAACAGAUUUUCUGCUGUCAGCUGCACUUUUACCCCAUUUACUGGAUUUUUACAACGACGUGGAGAUACAUCAGUGCAUAGAACAAGAAACUUCUACCAUUCUUUCCGAGUUGAACAGUCACUCCAGCAAACAGCAAAUCAUCGCUUUGCGUAUACUUGUUGAAACCCUCGUGCAUUGCAAUUAUGGCAAUAUACAAAUGUUUAUCACGAUUACCGAAAAGCUUUUACCGAUUGUGGCAAAAACCAAACAGUCCAGUCUGCUGAAUGUAAUAAGUUUGUGCUUGGUUAAGAUUCAUCUAGACAAACCAAAAUUGUUAACGGAUAAGCUGUUUCUAAUAGCCCACGCUCAACUGAGUGACUUUUUGGUAUCGGAACAUCAUAGAACGAGACUGCUAGUAGUUCACAUGUUUUCGCUAUUCAACAACCUUCCGAGGCUUUCUAUAAAAAAUGAAGAACAAACGUUAUUCGAGGUACUUUAUGCCAUAGAAACCGUUGAACCGAACAUCCAUACCUAUCGCGAACAAGUAAUGCAGCUCAAAAAGCUGGAAUUCGAGUCCAACCUGUUCCAAGGAAUGAGCGAUGAAUCCUUUCGUUUGGAUGCGAUGAGAUUUGUACUCUCAAUGUUGUCUGUAAACUUUAAGUUGCUGUGGGUCCCUGCCAGUGAAGUGUUGCAAUCGUACGCUGAAGAGUUUGUUGUGUCUGAUUUUUGGAAAAUAUACAAGCAACAGUUGGAUUACACAUUGGAGUGUAUUAAUUGUCCUGAAACGCUUCACGACGAGAACGGUGACGACGAUUGUUUUGGUCUUGUUAGCGAGGAAAACGACGAGAAAAUAGACAUGAUCAAUUAUCGUGUUCAACUGCUGGUCACGCUGUCUAAGUUGAAUAGAGUUUUUGAAUCAAAGAAUCGUGAUAUCGUGGAAGCGUUCCUGAAUUUCAUUCAAACGGAAUACAGAGUGAGGCAGCAUACUGACGCGGAAGCCAGCGAAUCCAUUCCCAAAGCAACCCAGAAGAUUCUCAUUGCCUAUUUAAACAUAUUUGCAAAAGUUAAAAAUCCCAAAACUAUAUUCAAGUCGGAGAAGUUGUACGAGUUGUUUGAAGAGCUGUUGGCACAUCGCAGUUUCGAGGUCCAGAAACUGGCCCUGGAUUGUAUAUUUACGUACAACAAUGCAGCUGUAACACCAUACAAAGAGAAUUUAUAUCGUCUGACCAGCGAUAAGACAAUUAAAGAAGAAAUGCAAAACUUUUUCAAAGAGGACACCGAAAAUGAUGGAGUAUUGCAAUGUGUAAUACUGGAUGCGCAUCGUUCGGAGGUGGUCCCCUUGAUAAUGAAAAUCGUGCACACCAAAAUGGCUUUGAAAGUGACACCCACAGAACUGAAGGCCCUUCUUAUGCGAUUCGUAGGAAACUUCCGCGAGAACGAAAUCAACCUCUUUAUAAGCAUGUCGUUUUCAUAUUUUGAAAACUUACUCCGUUCCGAUCCUUUUGAAACGUAUCAGGCAAUCACCGAAUGCAACACACGUUUCGAGGAUGAUCUUCCCAUUUACCGCAUCCAGGUGUUGAUCAAGAUGAUCGAAAAUAUACGAGAGCAGUUCGGUGGUUUGAAAGACGAGUCAUUUAUGCAGUACUUGGUUCACAUCAAAUUGUGUAUGGACUCGAUCCUGAUGCAGAUGGAACAUUCAACGGUGAAGCAGUUGAAAUCGCAAGCUCUCAUAAAUUUGGUUGAAUUCUUUGAUCAUUUUGAUAAUUACCCGUGGACAUCCAAGGAAAUUGACACCGUUUUCGCCAUUUAUGUUCAACCUCAGCUGGUAAAGCUAGAAACUGAAUGCAUUCACUCGCCGACACCCCUUUUGAAAUUGUUUAUUACAUGGAGCAAGAAUCCCCGCUACUAUCAGCUUCUAGUGCGAUCUUUAUCCAGUGAAGGGUUUGAUAUAAAAUUUACGCCACUGGCUUACAUUGUUAGCUUACUGAAUGGAGAAAAGACAAGUGAUGCGGUGUGUCAAGAGAUUAUGAAAAUGGUUACUAGUAUGCUCAUCCUUGACACCAGCGAAACAGAAAUUAUGGAGGUACACAAUAGUUUACUGGUGAACAGAAAUCAGUUGAUCGAAAACGGCGUGAACCUUGGAAGCCAUCUGCUCAUGCCCUUCGUCAUGAACAUCAUAUCGUAUAUCCAAAAAAUAAUGAUGCGUAAACGGUCCAUUAACAAAGACCAUUUGUUGGUGUUGUCUCGAAUCGCUGACCACGUUAAAAAUGAAGAAUCUUGUGAUGCUAUUACGGACAUGUUGCUACCGAUGGUGGUGCGAAAGGUGACACUUCCCAAUGUAGAUGUGGAGUCGAUCCAACAAAUGCAUGCGGCAAUGUAUUCACUAAUGAAAAGGAUACCGCAUCCGGAGAAGCACUUGCGAAGGAUUGGUAUUUUGCUGGAGCGUGUUUUAGAUCUUGCAACCAGGAAAAUACUUAGUCAAAUGAUUCGGCUUAUAUCGGAGAAAUCUCCGGAACAUACUACCUGCGCUUCGAUUCUGGAAAACAUGAAUGCAAUGGAUAGACGAUGGCUAGAGCAACCUGAUUACGAACGGAGACUUGGAGCUUUCCGGACUAUUGAUCGAAUGAUGGAAAAUGGAGAAACGCUCGGGAUCGAUCUGACCCUUCUGUUUGUACACCAAUGUUUCUACUAUUUGAAGACAGACAGUGACCUGGCCGUACGAGACAACACUAAUCAUUUCUUGCGAAAAGUUACAGUACAUUCGAUAAAAACGUUUGGAACAGACAGAAAAGAGGAAACUCUAUAUUUGAUUGAACGUGUUAUAUUAUCUGCACUGAUGAAAGGUAUCAAAGAUAAAAAUGAAACCACUAGAAACGAAAACAUCCAACUUCUAGGAGAUUUGAGUAGAGAGUGUGCCGAAUACUGCAGUGUAUUUGCUGAUCUGCAUCCUUUUACUAAUACCGACGAUCGCGAGAUAGAUUUCUUUGACAACAUCACCCAUUUGCAAAUUCAUCGACACCGGCGUGCUAUGAACAGGUUCUGUAAAACGGCCCAAACACUAUCAAAAUUACCGUCGAAGCAAACGUUAACUAAUUUUGUACUGCCGAUUGUGUCAUCGUAUCUCUGCAACGAGGCCUAUCGCAAAAAGGUUAGACUCACCGACGCAGCCGGAAGCUGUGUGGCACUGAUUGGGCGUAUGCUACCAUGGUCCAGUUAUAAAACACUACUGAAACAAUAUCUCAACAAAAUGAAGCACAACCUUGAAUACCAGAAGCAGCUUCUACGGCUCGUUGUAGCAUUGUUAGAUAAUUUCCAUUAUGACCUUUCCCAAGCCGACACGGGAUUUUUGCAAGAUAUUGGAGGCCUAGUACAACUAGCAUCUGUUAAAUCAAGUGAGACUGACAACCUUGAGAACGUUACUAAUGCUGAUCAGGAACUACAAAAAGAGUCUUCCGAUGAAUUACAUUUAAAUGACGAAGAUAAUGAUUGCGACCAGGACGAAGAAUCUACCAAAAUCUCAGUUUGUCAAAUCUCCUUCGCCAGUAUGACUAUUUUAACGAAAGAAAAUGCAGAAACUGUCAUGUAUGAGAUUUCAAAAGUUUUGAUUCCGGAUCUGUUCUCUACUAUAAAUUAUAAGGAAAUUCCAGACUCUAUUAAGUUGAAUGAACGCAAGGAACGAUAUCAACGUGAGAAAGAAGAAAUGUCCAAAAUACCAGUUGCAAUUGCCAUUGUCAAGCUUCUGCAAAAAUUACCUUCUAAAUUCAUGGAUUUGAAUUUGCCUAAGUUAUUAAUGAAGGUAAUUAAUUUUUUGAAGUCUAAUCUGAAACAAGUUCGGAGCAUAGCAAGAGAAACACUGAGAAACAUGCUGCUUUCUGUUGGGCCACCGCUUUUAAGAACCAUUUUGGAGAACUUGUCAGCCAUGCUUUCCAGAGGUUUCCAACGACAUGUGAUGGUGGUCACUGUGCAUACCUUGCUAGAUACCGUCAAAGAACAGUUAAAUGCUGAAAUUGUUGAUGAUAUUUUGCAACUGGUUCUGAACAUAUGCAUCAACGACAUAUUCGGUCGUCUGUCGGAAGAAAAAGAAGUUGGAUCCGUUAUAAGCAAAACACCGGAAGCAAAGCCUAACAAAAAAAGUUUCCUAACACUACACAUUUUAGCGAAGAAAAUGAGUGAAAAAUCAACUUUGGAUUUGAUUAUGCCCUUCAAGGAGAUUAUUGCAAAGACUAACUCGAGGAAGACCGUAAUCAAAGUGGAGGAGGCACUGGGCAAAAUCGCGGAUGGAAUAUGCCUCAACGAAAAUAUUAGCGUGGAAUCCGUGUUAAUAUUUGUCUUUGGCAUCACUUCGGAAAGUAUACCGAAUCUGGUUUGUGGAGCUAAACAAACCAAUCUUACCGAUAAGCAGAAAACAAAAAUUAAAGAAAAGAGGUCGGAUAUCUAUCUGAUCCCAGCUGAACCGAAACGAAGAGGUGCCUUUAACCAAAUUUCACUAGUAACCAGUGCAAGGACUAAUGCCCAUGUUUUCGUCGAAAUGGGUCUGGAAAUAUUACACACUCUGAUAAAGAGAAACCAAGUGCUCUCACUAGAUUAUGAGGCCUUUUUAGAUCCCCUUGUACCCAUAUUGGUAGACUCUUUGAAUAGCAAUCAUAUCAAGGUUACUACACUGAGUAUCAAAUGUAUUGCUUCAAUCUGGUCCAGUAAGUUGGAAUUGUCGAGCAUUAAAGGGAAUAUAGCAACAAUUGUGGACAAUUUGCUAAAGCUCUUGCACAAAUACGCCACCGCAGUUGUAGGUCGAAGAGACGACAACUUUCAGUUAGUGAAAAACAGUUUCAAAGCAGUUGUUACGUUAUUGAAGUUCGUAAAAUACUUUGAAGUCAAUAUCGACCAGCUCAAUAUGUUAUUGUUGUACGUAGAACAGGAUCUGUAUCAUAACGAAAAACAAAAUAUGGCUCUGAUAUUGUUGCGAUCUAUUAUUGGAAGGAAGCUGAGGGCGACUGAGAUGCCAACAAUUAUCAAAAAAGUCGCCGAGCUAAGUAUUACACACGACACACCGAAAAUCAGAGAGGACUGCCGACAGAUUGUUCUGGAGUAUUUGCUGACCUACACACUCGGCAAAACCAUCGAUGUAACCGUCAAUUUCUACAUUGGUCAGUUGGAGUAUGAAGUAAUUAGCGGUCGCGAGUCAGCAGUGCAAAUGCUUGAGGCAAUAUUUAAAUCAUUUCCAACGAAUAUGCUGAAUAAUAAAGCAGCGUUCUUCUUCAUAACUGUGGGGAUUCGACUAGUCAACGAAGAGUCAUCAAACUGUCGUGCCCUGGUGGCACAAAGUUUGGAAACUUUGCUCUCGCGGAUAGACCAAUCUUGCUAUAAAGAACUGUUGGAACUUAUUCAAACAAUGCUCCAGGGUGCUAAAAUGAGUCAUCGAGAAUUGGCAGCCCAGUUAAUCAUCCGGAUGGUGAACGUUGAGAAAGAAUCGUUCAGCGCAAGGCUAGAGCAAGUGAUCCCUCCGUUGCUUUUCACGAUCACUGACACAAACGAUGAAUGUUCAGGGAAGUUUGUCAAGUUGAAAUCGAGUGCAGUACCACGUGAAGACAGCGUUGAGAUGCAGAAAGCCAAAGAUCAUUCUCUCGUUCAAACUUUGAACGCCUUCACGCGAAUCUUUGAAGAAUGUCCUCAAAUUCUGACAGGUCAACGAUAUCCCGAAUUUAUUGAUGAGCUAUCAUAUAGCUUACAGUCCCUAAUGUCUCAUGGUCAUCAAUGGAUUCGAUUUGCUGCUUUGAAGCUAGUAGGUUUGAUACUGAGUGCAAUUGAUUUCGACAUAGUUCACAAAGCGCUGCAAGGCGAAGAAUUAAGAACAAAUCAGCGUUACAUCUAUGGAAAUCCUCGUUCAGAUGUGCGAUCACUAGUGCUGGAUAUGUGUUCCCAAUUGGUUCCAGCCGAAACUGAAGACGACGUUGCUUCUCUAGUGGCCCAAAAUCUGCUCCUGGUUGCCAAUAUCCUAAAAGUAAUUCCUCUGCAAACCAAUGUAGAAAAGUUGGAAAAUCACAAUGCAUCCAAAGACAUCAACGUUGCUUGGUUGAUACGGAGAGUGCGAUAUGUCCUGCAGAGCGAAGUUGCUAAAGCUCCUAAAUCGAUUGUAUUGCGUAAACACAUGUUCCAAUGGAUGGAGGCUCUGAUUGGUAUAUUAGACAAAAACAUGGCGGAAUCCAUCGCCCCCGCAAUACUAUCUCCAGUAACGCGAGAGUUAAGCGACAAAGAUCAUCUUAACUCGACACUGAAGACAAUUGUGAUGCGGCUGGGAAAUCGGGUGAAAUCAAAGAUCGGUGGCGAAAAGUACGACGAAAUUCGUCUGCACAUGCAAUCCAAGAUUCUCGAGAAACGUGGUGCGCGUCAACGGGCCAUAGCAGUAGAAAAAAUCAACAAUCCUCUACAGGCUGUGAAGCGAAAGGCUGCUAUCAAAAACCGGAAAAAGGUUGCUAAAAAGCAGAAGCUGGAAACUAUGCGAUCUAUUGGCAAAACUGCUUACAGAAGUUCUGCGAGCACAAAAAGCAAACGACGAAGAAUGGAAGAUUUGUUUCAAUAGUACUUUUAAGAUUGUGUUUCGCAGUGUAUCGAUGGUUAAAAAAUACAUAUUGUUAAUCGAUUACUCUA